UAAAUUAAUGAAACCGAAGAAUAACAAGCUAGUUUCGUUUUCUGAGAAAAACUAAAUCACGUGAUUAACUUUGUCCAAUCGAGGCAUAUGUCUGCAAUGUUUAUCCGCGGGAGAGAGUUUAAUCCAAAACAUUUGCCGGCGUGAAAAGCGUGCAUUAGUGCAUCUGUGAGAGCAAUUUUCCAAUAAAGAGUUUUGUAUCAACUUAUUUCUGCUGAAACAUUAAAUUGUCAUUCAUUUAAAUUAUGUUAUCGCCCUCAGUUACUUACAUCUUUGACUCCUUCAUCAAGGACACUCUUUCAUUUAUUUCAAAUUCUACAUCAGCCAUGGAUAUACAAACUGUUUUUAUAUGUGGUGGAGUUUUUGUAAUCUCUGCUGCUGUUGUGUAUUUGAUAUCCGCCUUUGGUAUGAGGGAGCGUACUUACGAAGAAGCAAUGGAGGAACAGCGUCGCCGCAAUCAAGAAGCCAUGCAGCAUUCCAAAAAUGACAAAAGUAGGAAAGAGAAGAAGUUUCGUAAGUGGGCUAAACGAUCAAAGGAAAAGAGUGAAGAUGAUAAAAGUCAUGCUUGUGAUACUGAUAACAAAAUUGCUCCUGAUGAUGGGGACGUGAAAGGUGACAGUGGUUCUAAUAGUUCUAGUCAAAAUAUAGAUGUGAAAAUUUCCACUAAGAAAAAAACACGCCAAAGGAAAACUGUGCUUAUGGAAAAGGAUGUUAUACCGACUCAAUAUUCAAAAGAUCAAGCGCAGCAGUUAUCUUCUUCUGAUGAGACAGAUGAGUUGCCAUCAGUUAGUAGCUUACCAGAUAUUUCACAAACAUGCAAAGAAAAUCAAACACCACUGUUUGCUGAUAAAAUUAUUUGCACAAAGGAGGAUUACAAAAGUCAAAGUUCGGAAUCUCCAACUGCACAUAUUGGAGAAUUUCAGGACAAGGCUGAAAUGACAGAUGUCUCAAGACCCAUUAAAAAGUCUCCUCUGAAAAAGAAAAGAAAUAAGGCAGAUCUUUCAGAGUCAGGUUCUGAACUUAUUGAGUGGAAUGAAACCAAAGUUUUGAGUGUGAUUAAAAUGAUACAGUUGAACGAUGAAGAACUGCAGCGUAUAAUUGAUGCUCUUUCAUCACGCCUCAAAGUUAAUGAGAAGAAGAAAAGUGAAUUUCAAGCAUUGAAGAAAAUAAUUCAAGAAAAGGAAGAUGCGCUCAGGAAUGAGCAGAAAUCAUCUCAAGCGGCAAAUGAGAAAAUUUGUGACCUCUUACAGGAAUUAGGGGAUACAAAAUCACAAGCUUCUGCUGUUGAAAAAUCUCUUAGAACUGCUUUAAAUCAAGAGCAGCAAGAAAUCAAAGGAUUGCAUGAUAUGAUGCAACGUAAGCAAAAGCAUUACAAUGAUGAAAUUUCAGCUCUGCAAUCCAAAAUGAAAAAAAUGAAAAGCAUGAUGAAAGAAGAACAUGCUCUUGCUAUUCAGAGAUUACAAGAAGAAAAUAGUCAACUGCAGUCCAUGAAUAGAAUGGAAUCAGAAAAAAAUCAACGAAGCUCUAUGGAAAUCUCCCGCCUUCAGCAUGAGAUAGAUCAGCUGAGGUCUUCUCGAGAAAAGUUUGAAUCUCACCAAUCAACGAUGCAGCAGACUCAAGAAGACCUCCAUCGUGAAAUCCACCAACUGGAGCAGAUAAUCAGUUCUCACCAGGAAGACGAUUAUAACUACAAACAGCGCAUCAAUGAGCUAAGUAAUAAGAUACAGCAGGCUGACAAUGCCCGUGCAUCCUUAGUUCAAGAACUUCAGAAUGCUCAAUCUGUGUGCAGCAGCUUGGAAGCUGAGAAUUCAUCUCUUCGGCAAAGACUGGAGGAACUGAAGCAUCAGCUGAAUAGUUCUGAGCAAAAUGCCAUUCAGUUGCAAGGCUCAUUAGAGGCUAAAACUAUAGAGUUUCAAGAACAAGAGGCUGUCUUCAAGAAAAAUGAAAAUGUAGUCCAUUCUCUGAUGGAAGAACUUGAACAGUGCAAUAAUGAAAGAGACAAUCUUUUGAAUGAGGUGGCAUGUGAGAAAAAAAACAAUGAAGAACUGUCUGAAAAAAACAAUGAAUUGAAUGAAGCCUUGCAAACAUCCCAAUCUAAAAUGCAGGAAGUGAUUGACUCUGCUGAACUCAAAGUCCAAGAAGCUCAAAUUAAGUCAGACAAGCACUCAAAAGAGAUGCAAAAUCUUCUGAAUGAACAGAUCAAAGAAGUUGAGUUAGCAUUGAGAGAGAGUUUUUCAAAAGAGCUUAUAAAUGCGCACCAGGAGACUGAUAACAUUAAGAAACAGGCUGAUGAAAGAGUUCAGAAAGUGGAAUCUCAAGCUAACCUCAGGCUUGAAGAAUUUCAGGAAAGUUUAUACGAAAGGCUUAAUCAGUUGAACAUUGAAACAGAAUCAAAAGUCAAAGAAGUACAGAAAGAAAAAGAGUUAAUCACAACUGAACUGAAAGAGAUGAAUACCACCCUUAAAAAUCUUUUGCAAAGUAUUUUUCCCAAGUUAGUUGUUCCUGAAAACAUUGAUACCUCAUUUUUGAAAAAUUGUGAAGCUGAGUUGCAAGCUUAUAUCCAAGAUCUAAAAGAGAAGAAGCCUCAUGAUUCUAAAGAUCUUAUAAACCUAGGGAAGCAAUUAGAAGAAAAGUCGCUGGAAAAAGCAAAUUUAGAGUCCCGAAUAGCUGUGUAUGAAAAUGUCUUAUUUGAAACGGAAAGUGUUCUGAAAUCUCUUCAAGACCACAUUGAAUCAGAAGAAAAGAAAUGGAAAACUGAUCUCAGUUUUAAAGAUCAAAUAUUAGAAACUAUUAAAAACGAAAAUGAUUGUCUUAAAUUAGAAAAUAACAAAUUGCGACUAAGCUUAGAGCAGCUUCAAGACUUAAAAGAGUCAUUGUGUGAAAUAGAAGACCUUAAACUUAAACUGCAUAAAGAAGAAGCUGAUAAAAAAAUUCUGCAAGAAAAAAUCCAAAUGAUUGAUGUGGUUGCAAAGCCUUCUACCUGUCCAAUAGGUGAAAACAACCUACUAGAGUCUUCAGAAUCAAAUAUUCUACCAAGCAAAUCAGAAAAACGAAAGAAGUCUCGAAAAAGAGGAGGUUCUGGAAAGAAAUAAAUCUAGCAAGAUAGCUCAAAUAAGUCCUACACAGAGAGAGUUUCUCUUGCAAUGAGGAACUACUGUAUAUAUUUGUGUAGCGUAACUCUUCAGCAUACACACAAGCUGCUUAAAUUCUGUAUCAAAUAUGCAUUCAGAUGCACUUUAAAAAUAUAGAUUGGAAACAAUCCUGUCUAGCAUUCUUUAUUCAUUAUAUUUUCUCAAUCUAUGAAAUACAAGUAACUUCGUGGAAUUGUUUUUUGCGGAUUGAUUUUAUUAAAAUGUAGUGAAAGCUUACAUAUACAGAAUAACUGCUAUGUACAUUAAUUUCUUUGUUUGUAAAUUUAAAAGGAUCACUAUUUCUGCAUUAUUAAUGCCAAGCCUAAAGCGUUGUGACUAUGUAUAAUGCAUUUAAACAAAAUAUUUUAUGGUGAGCAUUUACAAAUAACUGCAUAUUAUAUUUUUUUCUGAAUACAUAAGAUAAUAUUAUUUCCAUUACUUAUUCUUCUUAACAUUAUGGUUGAAACCUAAAUAUAAAUAUUUUCAGUUAUCAUAUUUUACCUUUUUUUCUUUCAAGUUCAUAGUCUAGCAAAAAAAUUUUUGUUAUAUAUUCUGUUACAAUAUAUUAUGUUAGGCACAGUUUUAUGAAUUGAUUUUGACAAUUUUAAUGUUCAGAUUUAUUAUUCUACAAAACAUGUUGUAGAUGUAUAUACUAGUUGUUACCUAUUUUUAUAUAGUUAUAUAUUAUAAAAUCUACUUAAUAUUUA
Messenger RNA from Parasteatoda tepidariorum (common house spider), 3835 nucleotides. RefSeq lists its product as uncharacterized. Gene Ontology annotation, cellular component: endoplasmic reticulum membrane. The record is from RefSeq and is a predicted model, not a curated record. Lineage: Eukaryota; Metazoa; Arthropoda; Arachnida; Araneae; Theridiidae.